Messenger RNA from Paramecium octaurelia, 1031 nucleotides. NCBI's taxonomy places the organism in Eukaryota, Ciliophora, Oligohymenophorea, Peniculida, Parameciidae. The record is from the annotation of a GenBank genome assembly.
AACAAAUGAAUUCUUCACAAAGCUCAUUUACUGAUCUUAACGAUUAGGCUUUAGUAUACUAAAAUCUUCAAUCCAUUGAACCAGAAUAUCUAUCUUUGAAGCUCAAAUUACAUUUCAAAACUCUACCCAAUUUUGAUGACUUUAUCAAACUUUAUGAGUCAUCCAAGAUUGGUUGUGACGAAGCUUGGAAUCAAAAUGAAGAGAUUUUCUUAUAACUCGUUGUCUUGAGUCUAAAUCCUAGAUGCAUAAAGGUAUAGUAUUGAUCGAAUAUUUAAAGAAUCGCUUCGACUGGGAGAAGGUCCAAAAGUUAAUGCCAAAGCAAAGGAGUCUGUCAGAAUUGUGCUUUAAAUUCUAAUCUUUCUAUAAAGCACAACUUCCCAGACAACCUUGGUCUUCCUUUGAGGAUAAAACUUUGUUGCAAAUCAUUUUGUAUUCAUAUUUAACUAUUACUUAGGGACAACACCAGUCGUUGCAAGAAAAAGUGGAGCUCUAUUGCUAAUCAAUACAAUCUAAUCUGUAAAUCUGAAAUUCUUAGAAAUGCUAAACAAUGUAGAGAGAGAUGGAACAACAAACUUGAUCCAUAGAUUAAUAGGUAAUUAUACACAUUUAAUCAAACUAGAGAACCAUGGUCUAGAUCUGAGGAGUUACACUUUCUAUAAUUGCUACUUCAGAAUGGACGAAGGUGGGCUGACAUAUCUUUAAAAUUGUCAAUGAUCACCAAAUACAAGAGAAGAACCGAAUUUGCUCUUAAACACAAAUUCAAAUAGCUUUAAAAAUAUUAUGGUAUUCGAAUAAUUCUAUAAUUAGGUCACAAAGCCAAAAGACUCAAUAAGACUGAUUUCGAGAUCAGUCCUCGUUGGAACAUUCAGGAAAUUGAUAUGAUCCUAUCCAAAAUAGAGAUUCUCUAGGAAAAAUAAAAAAAGAUGCUAACUCAAGAAUAUUCUUUUUGUGAAUUUUUGAGUUUAGAUUCUGAAUUUUCCCUAGUGAUAAUCAAAAACGGAUGCUUGAUAAAACUAUGAUGAUUUCUGUUG